Molecule: messenger RNA, 240 nt
Organism: Symbiodinium pilosum
Lineage: Eukaryota; Dinophyceae; Suessiales; Symbiodiniaceae
Source: the annotation of a GenBank genome assembly
GCGGCAUGGGAUCUUGUCUGCCAGACAGAGUCUUUUCCGACGCAGACGCAAGCCGCCUCUGCCGGCGGCCCGGGCACUCCGUGGGGAGCGGAUUUCGAGUCCGUAGAGCUCCGGCUCCCAGUGCUCACAUCCUUUACAGCGCGGGCUUUGCAGGAGGCGCAGGCUUCGGAUGGAUGCAGGCAAGCAGAGGACGACGCUAAGGUCAAAACGCUGGCAGCAGAGCUGGCUGCAGCGGAAGCA